Messenger RNA from Tetrahymena thermophila SB210, 1794 nucleotides. RefSeq lists its product as hypothetical. The record is from RefSeq and is a predicted model, not a curated record. Lineage: Eukaryota; Ciliophora; Oligohymenophorea; Hymenostomatida; Tetrahymenidae. The transcript has a single exon.
AUGAUUAAUUAAGAAAAAGGAACCGACAAAAUUCUACAAAUAUAAGAAAUAUUAAGUAGAUAAUGUCCUAAACAUAAUGAGUAUCCUCUUGACCUUCUUUAUAUCACAAAUAAAUCUAAUCAGCAUGAAAUUUGCUAUAUGUGUUUUUAGAGUUAUCCAAUAAAAAAAGAAGAAAUUAUCAAUAUUAGAUAGAUUCUAUUUGCAAAAGAAGAUACUGUCCUUUAAAAUUACCCUCCUUUAGAGAAUUAAAAUUUGUAUACUUAGUUGAUUAAUAUUUUCAACGAAUAAAUGAUCCUUGAUUAAUCAAUCAUUAAAAUCUAGCAAUUUUUCAAAGAGUUUGAAGAAAAGUUAAUAGGUAUUAUUAAGCAAUUACAAAGGGAUAUGGAAAAUAAAAUUGAAAAUAUAAAAUAUUUAAAAAAACAAUUAGUUGAAACUUAUAAUUCUAUUUCUUAAAAAUCUGAAUUAAAGAACUAUUUUCAAAAUAACAACAAGGAUAAUUCUGCUCUGCACGAUCUAAUUUCUAAAAAAUUUGACGAGUUACCAGAAAACACAUAAAAAAUAAAAGAAUUAAUAGAUAAAUUUAAUACCUAUAAAAGAUCAGUAAAUUUCGAUGGACCUGUUAAAAUAGAAGAAGCAGUCAUAAGUUUAAUGAAUUAAAUAGACUUUUUCUCAGACUUCAAUGCUGAAAAAUACACUUAAAUAAUAUUUUAAUAGGAGUUAAACGAUAAUCAUAAAUACUAACUGUUAAAUACAAGUAAACAAAAAAAGACAAAUGUUGAUUAUUUGUUAGAACUUAUUAAAAACUAGACAAAUUAUUGCAAUAAUUCAAGCUAUGAUGAAAUUUAAAAGCUACUGAAAAAAUAUUCAUUGCUUUUAAAUUAAAUUGAAUUAAAUUAACCAAUUUGGGAAGAAGCUAAAAGAAAUAGCUUCGUUAACCUUAGCGAUUAGCAGCUAGAAAGAGUAAGACUCAUUUCAGAAAAGAUUAUUUCUAUUGAUAAAUAAUACGAAGAAAAUGAAGCAUCAUCUUCACUUAAAGAAGACUCUGCUCUUUCAGAUAAAAGCUUAUAAAAUUAUUAGCCUUACUGUUUGUAAGCUUGUAUUUAACCUAAUUCUUAUGAAAUAUACAAUAAUUUGUUCAGUGGAAAAGCAAGUUAGUAUUAGAGAUUUUAAAAUUUAUUAAAAGAGUACCCCAUUUUUGAGCUAGAUAGUGUAUAAGUUGGUUGCCAUUAAUUAAUAUUUUUUAAUAUGAUAAAAUCAAUUUAUGCAGAUUCUUAGAAUCUUCAUAUUUAGAGAUUGCCAAAUUUGAAUAUAUAAAUUCAAAAGAUAAAUAAGAAAGGUCAUGCUAUUUGCUAUAGCAAUACUCAAUUAGAAGAAGACAAAAAAUAUUUAAUAAGAUUAACUAUUUAAUCAAAUCCGAAAAAUUCAAAUAACUUGAUUUUGUUUGGUUUAAUACCUGAGUAAAGUAAAGACAUAUCAUAUCUCAGAGACUCAGGUUUAACUUACAAUGAGAGAGCAGAUAGUUGCUACACUUUAACAAAGCUUAUCAAAGGUGAUCCAAUUCCUGAAAUAAAUAAGCUGAACAUAAACAAGCAAAUAGAGAUAAGGAUUCAUCUUAAAAAAAAACUAUUUAGAAUUGCUACGAUUCCAGGCUACGAAAAUAUUUCUGAGUUAGAUAAUAGAAAUAGAAUUAAAGAUAAUCUUAAUUAUAGAUUUGGUAUUGAGCUAUACUAAUAAGACGAUUAAAUUAUUAUAAAUGAGUUUAUGGUAGAAGAUUAAUUUAAUGAUGACAUGUGA